AUGCCACAAAAUGCAGAGAUUGAGUUGAUGGUUAUAGAAGAUAUAAUUGUAAUUGCGGAACUGAUCGCGAUUCCAGUUCCAGUUCCAGUUCCUAAUAAUAUUAAUAUUAAAUUUCGUAAUAUCGGUUUAGAAGUGGAGAAUUUACCUAGUAAUUCUGUG
Molecule: messenger RNA, 159 nt
Organism: Ambispora gerdemannii
Lineage: Eukaryota; Fungi; Glomeromycota; Glomeromycetes; Archaeosporales; Ambisporaceae
Source: the annotation of a GenBank genome assembly